AUGGAGGAAGAGUUGAAAUGUACCCAAUGUGUUCGAUUUUUCGAUGAUCCAAUUAUUUUGAAUUGUGGUCACAGUUUUUGUCGAUUGUGUGCCUUGAAAGUGAGUUUUGUUAUAUUUCGAAUAUUUUUUUCUGAAAAAAAAUAGGAAUUAAAUUCAAAAUAUGAAUUUUCAGGCGCAUCAACCUUCAACAUCUUCACCCACACCAACACCAAUUCUCACCCAAAUUCUAUCGCCACAGAGUACAAGCAGUGGUAAGUGCACAUAUGGUCUAAUCCAAUUAUUAUAUAACUAGCGUUUUUUUUUUGUGCUAACCGACUUGACUUUGAUCAAUUGGUAGAAAAUUUUUUUUUUGAAUAAACCAGAAAAAAAACUAUAUGAUAAUGGUCAUUUCGCUAUAAAAAUCGCCAAUUCAAAACAAAAAUUAUAAUAAUAAACCUAUAAAAUCGCCAGUUUCCCACAAGAGCCGUUUAAUAGCCCCGAAAAAAUCCUGUGUUAAAAAACAACGCGGCGAAAAAACAUUUUGUGAAUGGGAAUAACAUUAUGAAUAUACAAUCACCAAAUAAAACUAUAAUAAUAAUUAUAGGUUCAUCCGAUACCGCCUCAAUUUGCGAUCAUGAAAGUGAUAAAUUAUCAGUUGUUUCUGAAACGGAUUCUGGGGUUGUUGGAUGUGGAAGAACAAGUCGACCCUCUUCAAUAGUUGGACCACCUCCUUCAAGACUUCAUAAUAUACUUUCUCCCUCUACAAGUGGUGUUCAAUUAGUUUGUGGAAGUUGUCAAAAAAGUUCAUAUUUUUGUGAUGAAAAUGCAAUCGCAAAUGCUCCAACAAAUCUUGCUAUGCAAAAUGUUAUUAAUCGAUAUCUAGCUUCUCACCCGAAUUUGAUUCCAAGUAAAUCAAAUGAACCACAAGAAGAUUCAUCAAACGACACUCCGCAAUGUCAAUUGUGUGAAGGUGUUGGUGGUAGAUCAGCAAAUGUUUAUUGUGAACAAUGUGAUAUUUAUUACUGUACACCGUGUCAAACAGCUUUACAUCCAGCACGUGGUCCAUUAGCAAAACAUAAUCUACAAACUGCAACAAGAAAGUGAGUCGGAUUAAAUAUUCAUUAUUUUGUACUUUUCAAAAAUAAUUAUUCAUUUUUAAGACGAUCAACGAUUUCGGAAAACCUGAAUUCAACAAAUAACGGAGGAUUACGGUGUAUCGCUCAUCCAAAUGAAGGACUUACUUUAUAUUGUUUAGCAUGCAAAGUCGCAGUAUGUUCAAGAUGCCUACAGGUUAGUAACAAAUUUCAUAUUCCUUUUUGAUGGCACCAAUAUGUCUGAAACGUAUUUUAGGCGCCAAAGUGUCUUUCUUUUUUCUUUUUGAACCAAAUUUCCAUAUGAAAAGCUCAAGCGUGUGAAACUUGUCAAUUUAUUUUUUUUUCGAUAAACAAAUGUUAUUCUUUUCAAAGAAGGGAUCGGGAAAAAGGCAACCUUCAAAAUUCAUUGAAUUUCAGGACAUUCGUCACUCAAAUCACGACGUUCAACCGCUUUCAAUCGCAUGCAAAUCUCACAAGGUGAGUCUCCCAUUUUUAUUUAUUUAUUUAUUCGAGUUUGUUUUGACUUUUCAACGCCAAAAACCGUUUCGCGUUAAUUUACCGCCCAUCAUUUGUCAUCAAACCAAUUAAAAAUAGGUGGCGGUAUGCCUCGUUUUGACCUUUAAAAUUUAAUAUAAUUCGAACUGUGUCAGUUAGAAAAUUUGAUGGAGAAACAAUUGUUUUUUAUAUAAGAUAUAGCAAAAUUGAAAAGUCGACGUUUUUGAAUUGAUUUUACAAAAACGAAAGAAAUUUGCAACAAUAUUCACAAUGUUCAAGAUAAUUUUAAUGCAAAAUUUCUCCGGAUAAAUGCAAACAUUUUUCACAAAAAUAUGGCUGAUGUUAUUAUUUUCUCGACAAAUCUGCAUCAAAUUAAAAAUUGCCGUUUCAGGUUGUAACGAUUUCAUCCAGAGCGAAAUUCGUUACAAUUUUGUUUAUUUUUGUUUUAUUAUUUCCCAAAAUAUAAAAUGUAAUAAUUUUGUCCGAGGCGAAAAUCGUUACAUUUUUAUUUUUUUUUGUUUUUUCUUGUUUUUUGUCUGGUUUUUUCACAAAAAUUGAAAAAACCGCAAUCGUGAAUUAAUCGCAACAGUUGUACAAAAAGAAAAGAACAUAGCAUAUUUUUAUUGGAAAGAGAAUUAUUCAAUCAAUGUUAUCGAAAUCCAUCAUUUUCGAUUUGGGAACUUGUUAAAUAUUUGUUGAUUGCAGCAUUGAACACGAUUCCACAUGUUAUCACAUCAUCUUAUCCCAAAUUUCUGAAGUAAACAAGAUGAAUUCACCUUCAAGAUGUGGUUUGAUAAAACUCACCAAAAACUGAUCCAUUUGGCACAUUUUCUGAAACGAGAAAUGACAAAAUUCCAACGAAACACGUAAAAAUAAAUAAUAAAAACAAACAAAAAUUAUUUUAACGUGAAAUGUGGAAUUUCUCAUUUCAAAUUUUUUUAUUCCAACCGAAAAAGGCAAUGGUGUUCUGUAAAGAUUUCACUUCGGUAAUCUUUCGGAGUACGGUUACAAAAAUGCACAUCGGUGAGUUCCAUUUUAUGAAACAAAGAUUAACACAGUAUAAUUUCAGUUUUCUCAGUUGUUCGAGGAAAUUCAUCAACUUCCGUUUAGAAAAAAUAGCCAAAGAUCGAUCGGCAAUGAAAUUUGAUUUACAAUCCGUCUCCAAAACGACUUUUAUGAAGAUUCUCAAAUCGAUCUCUACUCUGCCGUUAAUAAACUCAACUAUAACAAGGAAAUAUGGAUUGUAACGAUUUCGACUCGAGCUAAAUUCAUUACAUUUUUAAUUUUUUUCAAUAAAAAUUUUCACGUUUUUUGUUAAAAAAAAUACAAUGUAACAAUUUUCGCCUCGGCUCAAUUCGCUACAAAGGACAGAAUCAGUAGAAAUGUAGAAUAAACUGCAAAUUUUAUUCUAAUUCAUAAAUUUCAUUACAUAUUUUUGGAAAAACAUAGUUUUGUACUGUUUUCUCAUAUAUGUUUUCCUAAUUUCAUAAAACCAUUACAAAACAUAGGGAAAAGUAAUGAAUAUUCCUAAAAAUUGGAAUUUCGCUUCAAAAACGUCGACUUUUCAAUUUCAUUAUAUCUUAUAUGCUCUGUUGACCUGAACAUAGAACAAUAAAACUAUCACAUAUCAAUUUAGUGGUGAAAGUAUUGGAUGGUGGUGGUGGUAUUGGUGACCCGACAAAUGAGCAAUAAACAUAAAAGAACCCGCCAAGACGACACAUUUACGAUGUGUAACUAGCAUAACAUGUGUUGUAUUUGAGAAGAAGGUGUUAAUCGAAUAAACUUAUCUUGUCGGAUGUAUCGGGGAAACAUUCUAGAUUCGGAAAACAAACAAGUUUAUAUCAAGAAAUUGUUUUUAAAAUUUUGAUGCUACAAACUUGUUUUUGGUUUUCAGAAAUCGUCGGUUAUUUUCAGAUAAAGCCUGUUUCAGUUUUUUAUACCAAUUUUUUACUAUCAUUCUUCAGUUCAUUCCAGUUAGAUUCAUAUAACUUCCAAAGUUUUCGAAAACAUUUUAUUCCGAAGACCUGAAUUCUCCUGCUCAUUGAAAAUCACAAUAUUCCCUAUAUCCCCUUGGGUCUCAUCAUUCUUGACAAGCAAAAUGACAGAAAGUUUAUUUGGUUUGACAUUUGACGCUUUUUGGCGCCAAAGCCAGCGCCAAAUACCUAAUUAUUCUUUUUCUUCUCCUCCCCCAGCUCUUCUCUCGUCUCCAAAAAGUGUGAAAUUGAAAAAGAUUUAUGGGAAACACAACACAUUUGUGACUUUGAUCGAUUAGUCUCAAAUUUACAACUAACUACCCCAGAUUUUCGGUUGAAAUAUGAGAAUGAAAAGUGUGUGUGUGCUUUUCAAAAUUGAUUGAUCACUUUUUCUGUGCAAUUAUUAUAUAAUAAUAAGUCUAAUCGGGGUCACUCAGUCAUAACAGAUUGAGAGACAAAACAAAUUUGACUCCUAAUCAUGUCAAUUUUUGUUAGGUUAUCAGAACGUACCAACCAAAAAAAACUUUGUUGCAUAACCUCGUGAGAAUUACUACUAUACACAUACACAUAUGCAUAUUUUUUUAUUUAUUUGUUUUUUCUUCGCUUCAGGGGAAAAAAGCACGACAUGUCAAUUUGCUAUUAAAGUGCUUUCCAUCAAUCUUAAGAAGACGGCAACAAAAACAACAACUUUUUUGGACCACCCAUGAAUAAAUGUAUACUAGUAUGUAGUAACAAAAAAUAUAAAAUUUUUAUCGACUCAAUUAAAAAACAUACGGGUCAAUUUCCCAUAACAAGUUCAAAUCUCGAUUCAUCUCUUCAUCUCAAGUACUAUAAAAUUAGAGGCCAAAUUUAAUUUGUUAGUUAGCCUAUCAUAUUACUCAAUAUACCCAUAUCAAUAUCCUAUUAUUAUUUUCUUUUCUUCUUAUUCACUAGGAUAUGUAGACACAUUUAUAGACUAUCAAAUAACAAGUUGAGAUAUGUAAAGAAUAGUUGUGUAUUACAAAUAUAACUAACUGCAAUUCUCAUAUUUCAUCCACGAACAUCUACACUCACAAUUUCGCACAAAAUGAUAGAUAAAUCAUACGAGGGAAAAACAGCCCAAUACACAAAAAAUGUAUUAAAAGAGCAGCUGUGAUGUGUUGUUGCGUAAUGAGGUAUAAUAAUAAUAAUAAUAAUAUAGCGAAAAGGAUUAGUAAGGCGUUGAAAAAUACGGAAGGAUAAACAAAAUGGUACCGGGCCGCGCUAAAUUAGAGGGUUUUUUGUUUAGAGGUUACAUAACAAAAAAACAACUGUAGGUUAAUUAUAAGUAUUACUCAUGUUUGAGAUGAUGGAUAUUUUUUUUCAAGAAACCAGGGUUCGGAUAUUCUUAUUGAACUUUGAGGGGUUGAUCAGCUAAUUGUUUCUCAUAGAAAAAAUAAGUUCAAAAGUGUUUCGAUAAUCAUAUUUCCCGUGAAGUUUACUGUACAGUAGUAAAAUGAUAAUCUCGAAAUUUCAAAUAUUUCGCAUCAAAUAAUUUUGCAGUACAUUGAGCGUUCUGAAACAAUCUACAGUAACCCGAAAAUUAUAAUUAAAGACCUUUCACAAAUAAUAUUUAUUUCCCAAUUGCGUAAUAUUAACUGCUUCUGUCAUAUGCGUAAUGUUACAAAUUAUUAUUGUAAGGAAGAUACCAAAAAAAAACAAAUAUAUGGACGCAAACUAAUCUCAUCUCAUAAAUUGUAGUGUAGUAGUACAAUCGAGAAGACAACAAAAAAAGAAGAUGCUUUUUUUGAUUGAUGAAUCUGGAUAACUGCAACACUUUCUAAUUGUUGUUUUUUGUUGUGGAGACUUUUUUCUUUUUUCGAAGUUGACAUAUAUCUUAUUCUUGUUCAAAAAUAUAUAAUUUAGAAUUAGCUCAUCCAUCUUUGUUGGCGCCCUUUUUCCCUCAAUUAGUCUAGCAUGUUCCACAUUCUAAUUUAAUUUAUUGCUAUCCUCUCCAAAUUUCGAAACUCUUUUCUCUUUUCUUUUUCGCUCGAGAAGUGUGAAAAAAGGAAAAUCCGAGCCUACUUCCUGUUGCUUCAUCAAACACAACAACGAAAUUUCGAUAGUGCCUCGACACUUCGAAAAUUAGCCUAAUUUUUUUCAAGUCUUCCUCAUUUUCAUGGAAAAGUAUCAGAAGAGUGUGAAAAAAAGAGGCCCGGGGCAGAUGUUUAGAUAGAUUUGCACAUGAAAAUUAAUGAAUUCGAUAAUGUACUUUUGGGGGAAGAAAACAUACGAGGAAAGACGUUGAGGAAAGGAGGUGAAGAAGAGUAAUGAGUUUUGUGUAUUUGGUGAUGGGUGUUAAAUGGAUAUAUAAGGGGGAAAAUAAAAGAAAAACAAAAGAAAAUGAGCAAUAUAUUGAUGAAAGAAAUAAUGACAUGUUUUUGAAUUUGGGGAUUUAAAAAAUUUAUUUUUCAGUCCGAACUUUCCACAACACUUCAACAACUCAGCGAAAAAGCAAAAUGUGCGAAUGUAGAAAUUGGAAGAUUGAAAGGAAUGCAUGAAAUUAUCAAAAAUAAUUGCAAUGAUUUCAAAUCUUCAGUUUGUAUUCAAAUUGAUCAACUCAUUGAACAACUUCAAAUGAGAAAAGAAAAACUAAUGGGACAUAUUGAAGAACAGGCUGAUCAUAAGGUUUGUUUCAUUUUUACAAAAACACCAAAACAAAUUUUUUUUUUUUUUUUUUUAUAGAAAAUAGUUUUGAAAUCUCAAAUUAGUCGAUGCACAUCAAAACUUGCAAAAACAACAGCUCUCAUUCAAUUUUGUAUCGAAGCUUUGAAAGAACCAGAUCCUUCAAUUUAUAUGCAAAUAUCAAAUACAUUAUUGAAUAGAAGCACAAGUUUGGAAUUCCUUUGGCAUAAAGAAAUGAAAACAAAAGCUGAAAUUGAUACUGAAUUUAUAUUGAAUUUGGAUACAAAACAUCUACAGUAUACAAUUCAGACAUUGGAUUUUGCGCAACUUAAAGGUGAGUUGAUUUUUUUCUAAUUAUAAGAUUAGGCGAUGUUGCAGAUGAGUUUCUCCUCGGGGCUAAUUGAGGAGAAAGAGGAGAAACGUGUUGCACGUGGAGGCGAAACAAUGUAUUUUUCGAAUUUCGUCCCAUUUCUCCUCAUUUCUCCUCGGAGGAGAAACUCAUCUGCAACAUCGCCUUAACGUUUUUGAAACUUUAAAUCUUAACAAUAAUGUUUAGCUAGAAAUCGAAGAACAAAAGGAGAUGCUAGUAGAGGUAACAAUUAAUUAAGUUAUUGAGUAGUCGUGAUUGUGAAGCACAAAAGCACCCCCAAAAAUCUAUCACCUAUCCUACAUAUUUCUGAUUUCAUAUAUCUACUUUUCAAAUCAAAUUCAUGUUUUUUCAGUUCCAUCUGCUCCAAUCAUCGAAACAUCAGAAUGUUCAGCUGAAAAUAAUUCAGUGACAAUUGUUUGGCGACAAAGAAAUGAUGGAUCAGCUGUUGAUGGAUUUGCAUUAGAAAUUGAUACUGGAAGAGAUGAUGGAAAUUUCAAAGAAGUAUAUUCUGGGCCAGAUACAAUUUGCACAAUCGAUGGAUUACAUUUUAAUACAGUUUAUCAAGCAAGAGUUAAAACAUAUAAUUCGGCUGGUGAAAGUGAAUAUUCUGAACCAAUUUGUUUACAAACAGCACAUGGUUAGUUUAAUUGAUUAAUUAUUAAGAAAAUUUCGAGAACUUCAAUGAAUAAUUUCAGUUGCUUGGUUUCAACUGACAAAAUCGCCAUCUCAAAGAGAUAUGAUACUUUCAAAUGAAUGUGCAACUUUAUCUGGGUCAUCUGUUGAAUAUCGAACAGUUCUUGGUUCAAUUGCAUUUUCAAAAGGAGUUCAUUAUUGGGAAAUCACAAUUGAUCGAUAUGAAGGAAAUUGUGAUGUUGUAAUUGGAGUUGCUCAACCAGCAGUCAAUCGAAAUAUGAUGUUAGGAAAAGAUUUGCAUGGUUGGUCGAUGUAUGUUGAUAGUGAACGAUCUUGGUAUCUACAUAAUGAAACACAUCAUAAUCGAAUAAAUGGAGGAAUUACACGUGGCGCAGUUAUUGGUGUGAAAUUAGAUUGUGAUCGUGGAACACUUGAAUAUACAGUUAAUGAUACAAAACGGAUUUAUAAAGGAGAUGCAGUUGCAUUCACGUAAGAUUUUUUUACUUAUUUCUCAAAAUUUACAUAUUUUCAAAAAAAAUGUUUCAGAAAUAUGCCACGUGGUCUUUAUUAUCCAGCAUUUUCUGUGAAUGGAAAUGCUUCAAUAACUGUUCACACAGGAUUAUCUUGUCCUUCACCUGUUCCUCUCAAUUGA
Messenger RNA from Caenorhabditis angaria, 7839 nucleotides. The record is from the annotation of a GenBank genome assembly. NCBI's taxonomy places the organism in Eukaryota, Metazoa, Nematoda, Chromadorea, Rhabditida, Rhabditidae.